AUGGUCAGAGCAUCUCUAUGUCUUCUUGUUCCCUUCCUUCUUCCUCUGGCUACGGCUCAGAUUUACGGAGGAGGAGGAGGUGGUGGAGGUGGUGGUGGUGGUGCCACCACAACCAAGAUGACUGCGACCACGACUAAGAGCAGUCCCUCUUCAAGCUCCACCCACUCUGUUAAUGUUGGAAAGAGCGGCUUCACCUUUUCCCCGAAUUCCAUCACCGCAUCUCCCGGAGACAAAGUCGAGUUCCACUUCUUUCCGGGCGACCACUCGGUGGUUGAAGCUGCUUUCAACAACCCAUGCCACCCAUUGAGCUCUAGCAGCUUCUUCAGUGGAUUCUUCCCUGGUGGUUCUGAGUCGUCCAAGGUCUUCGUCCUGACCGUUAACAAUACCAAGCCCAUCUGGUUCUACUGCGCACAAGUUGGGCACUGCCAGUCCGGAAUGGUUGGAGUGAUCAACCCACCGUACAGCGGCCCGAAUACCCUCAAUGCAUUCAAGAAGGCGGCGUCGAGUGCAAAGGGUUCCACCGUGCCAGCCCAUGUCCAGGGAGGUAUUAUUCAGGCCGGUACCGGUGAUACAUCUGAGUCCACUAUGGACAACAUGAUCCGUUCAAAUGACGCACUGGGUGUGCGACCGUGGGCUGACCUCAGUGUCUUGUUCGUUUUGGCUACCAUGGUGGCCAUGUUCAUGACGUAG
This is a messenger RNA of Penicillium lagena, 690 nucleotides long. RefSeq names its product cupredoxin domain-containing protein. The record is from RefSeq and is a predicted model, not a curated record. Bases 1 to 690 code for a protein of 229 amino acids. The transcript has 3 exons. Lineage: Eukaryota; Fungi; Ascomycota; Eurotiomycetes; Eurotiales; Aspergillaceae.